This is a messenger RNA of Exophiala bonariae, 960 nucleotides long. RefSeq lists its product as uncharacterized. The coding region runs from base 1 to 960 and encodes 319 amino acids. NCBI's taxonomy places the organism in Eukaryota, Fungi, Ascomycota, Eurotiomycetes, Chaetothyriales, Herpotrichiellaceae. Gene Ontology annotation, molecular function: oxidoreductase activity, acting on the CH-OH group of donors, NAD or NADP as acceptor. The transcript is spliced from 2 exons. Gene Ontology annotation, cellular component: cytoplasm. The record is from RefSeq and is a predicted model, not a curated record.
AUGGCGCAAGAUCCUCGAGGGAAGACUGCUAUUGUGACGGGUGCUGGUUCUGGCAUCAACUUGGAAUUUGCACGGCUACUGCUCCAGAAUGGCGCGAAUGUCUUGUUUGCAGAUAUUGCUCUACGACCAGAGGCACAGCAAUUGAUUGAUGAGUAUCAGUCGACACCGAAGGCGGUGUUUCAGAAGACCGACGUUACUUCGUGGUCAGAUCUUGAAGACACGUUCAAGGCGGCAGAGAAGCAUUUCGGUUCCAUUGAUAUUGUCUGCCCGGGAGCUGGAGUAUUCGAACCCAACUGGUCGAAUUUCUGGCAUCCACCUGGUUCUGCGGAAUCUAGAGAUGAUCGAUUAGGUGGACGGUACGCAGCAUUGGAUAUCAACCUGACGCAUCCCAUCCGAGUCACACAACUUGCCAUCUCGCAUUUCCUCAGUGCUUCACCACCAGCAAGUCCAUCAAAUCCGAAGUCGAUUGUGCACAUCGCGAGCAUUGCUGGACAGACGGCGUCCCUCCCCUUCCCGAUUUACCAUGCUGCAAAACAUGGGGUGCAAGCUCUGGUACGGAGUCUGGCAUCACUAGAACAAACCCAUGGCAUACGAGUCACGGGGGUAGAGCCAGGUGUUGUCAAAACACCGCUGUUCACAGAGCAUCCAGAGAAGUUGAAAGCCUUGGAUGAGGUCAAAGACACAUGGGUCACGCCUGAACGAGUCGCAGAAGUCAUGCUGGCAUGCGUUAAGGAUCAAAGCAUCAGCACCUAUCCACAAACGGAUGGUGGCGAGAGCGGCGAGGCUAUCACCAUUAAAGGAGGGACCUGCCUCGAAAUCUUGACGAGAAGAGUUAGGGACGUUCCUAUGUUCAAUAACGUUGGACCAUAUGCUGAUGGAGAACCGGGCGCUGGUGCUAGUAAUGCCCAUGUUCUUAUAGGGGAGGUUGAGGACUUGAUCCGGCCUGGAUGGGGUCAAUGA